AUGUCGCUCGUCCAGCCCGCAGUGCCAGAGCGCCGGCCCUCGCCCGCCCUGUCGCUCAACUUAUCUUCCAACAAUCCCUUCCGCAACCGCGCUGCAUCGCCCCAAGGCCUGCCGUCGCCGUCGCCCUCGCUGCCCACCCCGCGCACCACCGCCCAGCGUCCGCACUCGCGGAACCCCUUUUUGGCCGAGUUCGAGGCCUCCGCUCCGCAAACGCAGUUCCAAACGCAAUUCCCUCCCUAUCAAGCCAACAACAUGGCCACCCCGUCUGACAAGCCCAACUACGCAUCCGCUGCGGAAGAGCUGUUUGUACGUCGCGAGUCUAUUUCCACGCCCCUGCUUCUGCCCGCAGAUAAGCUCCGCUCUAAAGGCGCUUGUGCGACUGCCCGUCCGCCCUCUGCGCGACCCGCCCUCUGCACAAAAUUAUCUGCGCGCCCUCGCUCCUCGGUCACCAUGUUCCCGCACUCUCGCUCACCGUCCGUCGAAAUGGACAAGUUUGCCGUCUUCACGAAACUGUUUGCUGACUAUCCGAAACACCAGGCCGAGAUGAGCAUUCAGGACAAGGAUGAUAAGAAGGCAGGCCCGACUGGUGCUUCCUUCCCUCGUCCGCCUGGCCCGUCGCGAUCGGGCACUGCUCCUGGGCGUCCGCCGCGCCCCGACGACGACCACCGCCGCAACGCCAGCGGCUCCCGGGCUCCUCCCCGUCGCCCCCCGCCUCGCGAGGAGCUCGACAUUUUCAAGAGCCCCGGCCGCAGUGAGAACAGGAGGCCCCGUCGCAACUCUGAGUCUUCGAUCAUGGACAAGACGUCGAUGGAGGAUGAGCGCAGACGUCGCGAGAGGAGGCACAGGGAGCGCAAGGAGAGGGAAUCCGGCCGCACCAAGGACGGCAAAGUGAGGAAGCCUAGGGGUCUUGACCUUAUCGACAAGCUCGACGUCUCGGGCAUUUACGGCCCCAGCAUGUUCCACCAUGAUGGUCCCUUCGAUGCUUGCAACCCUCACCGUAACCGGAAGAGGGAUCAGCGGGCCCCGAUGCAGGCGUUCCCGGAGGGUUCCGCCAACAACGUCAUGGGCGGUUCCGGUCCCGUCAACCAGAGCAUGAACCUCGACCAGUUCCACGGUCGUGGCGCUGAGGGAUUCUCGGACUUUUCGUCUGCCGCCCGCACUGAUGCCGAGCCGCUCCCCAAGCCGUCUGCUGCCCAGACUGGCUUCUACAACCCGAAGGCAGAUAUCGAGGCCAUCCACGGCGACGAGUCCAACGGUCUGGGAACGAGCACCUUCCUCGAGGGUGCCCCUGCGAGCAGGAAGGACUUGGAAAGGCGUGGCUCUGAGAACGAUGGUCUAGGCAGCAUGGGUGGUGGCGGUGGUCUUGCGCGUAAGAAGUCUCUCGCCCAGAGGAUCCGCGGAAUCUCGCAGCCCCGUCGCGACUACGGAGGACGCGUCGUGUCCCCUGAUGCCCAGUACGAAUUCCGCCGCCCGCCGCCGCCGCCCCCGAACGGCCAGAGCUCCCCGAUGAGUGCAGGAGGCAGGGGCAAGAUGCAGGAGAAGAACCCGUUCUUCGAUGAUUACGAUGAUGCGUACGAGAAGAAGGGCGCGUCGAUCAGGAUUUCGGAGCAGCAGAGGCCCGGUCGCGCUCGGGCACCGAGCUCCCCUGGACGGCCGAACUUGGAGAGACUGCCCACCGGCGAGGCUGGUCCAGCCGAUGAGCCCAAGCCCAGCGGCUUCCUUACGCGCAUGAAGUCCCUGAAGGGCGGCCCCAGGAAGCCCAAGCCCGAGAGGAGGCCGUCGUAA
Diplodia corticola is the source of this 1785-nucleotide messenger RNA. RefSeq names its product pal1-domain-containing protein. The transcript has 4 exons. The coding region runs from base 1 to 1785 and encodes 594 amino acids. The record is from RefSeq and is a predicted model, not a curated record. Gene Ontology annotation, cellular component: cytoplasm. Lineage: Eukaryota; Fungi; Ascomycota; Dothideomycetes; Botryosphaeriales; Botryosphaeriaceae.